Molecule: messenger RNA, 2624 nt
Organism: Aethalodelphis obliquidens (Pacific white-sided dolphin)
Lineage: Eukaryota; Metazoa; Chordata; Mammalia; Artiodactyla; Delphinidae
Gene: KAT7
Product: lysine acetyltransferase 7
Exons: 15
Coding region: 127-1962 (611 amino acids)
Biological process (GO): regulation of transcription by RNA polymerase II
Cellular component (GO): histone H3-K14 acetyltransferase complex; nucleus; chromatin
Molecular function (GO): chromatin binding; histone H4 acetyltransferase activity; zinc ion binding
Source: RefSeq, a predicted model, not a curated record
GCACUUGGGAUCGUACGCAGGAUUGGGACUGCUACAGAGGCCGCCACGGAGCCCGCCGGAGCCACCGUUCCUACUGCUGCUGCCGCCGCUGCCCGAAUCGGAACCGUCGGGCCGCAGCCGCCGGCAAUGCCGCGAAGGAAGAGGAAUGCAGGCAGUAGUUCAGAUGGAACCGAAGAUUCCGAUUUUUCUACAGAUCUCGAGCACACAGACAGUUCAGAGAGUGACGGCACAUCCCGGCGAUCUGCCCGAGUCACCCGCUCCUCAGCCCGACUAAGCCAGAGUUCCCAAGAUUCCAGUCCUGUUCGAAAUUUGCAGUCUUUUGGCACUGAGGAGCCUGCUUAUUCUACCAGGAGAGUGACCCGUAGUCAGCAGCAGCCUACCCCAGUGACUCCGAAAAAAUACCCUCUUCGGCAGACUCGUUCAUCUGGCUCAGAAACUGAGCAAGUGGUUGACUUUUCAGAUAGAGAAACUAAAAAUACCGCUGAUCACGAUGAGUCUCCACCUCGAACGCCAACUGGAAAUGCCCCUUCUUCCGAGUCUGAUAUAGACAUCUCCAGCCCCAACGUUUCUCACGAUGAGAGCAUUGCCAAGGACAUGUCCUUGAAGGACUCAGGCAGUGAUCUCUCUCAUCGCCCCAAGCGCCGCCGCUUCCAUGAAAGCUACAAUUUCAAUAUGAAGUGUCCUACACCAGGCUGUAACUCCCUAGGACACCUUACAGGAAAACACGAGAGACAUUUCUCUAUAUCAGGAUGCCCUCUCUAUCAUAAUCUCUCAGCUGAUGAAUGCAAGGUGAGAGCACAGAGCCGGGAUAAGCAGAUAGAAGAAAGGAUGCUGUCCCACAGGCAAGAUGACAACAACAGGCAUGCAACCAGGCACCAGGCACCAACAGAGAGGCAGUUGCGAUAUAAGGAAAAGGUUGCUGAACUCAGGAAGAAAAGAAAUUCUGGGCUGAGCAAAGAACAGAAAGAGAAAUAUAUGGAACACAGGCAGACCUAUGGGAACACUCGGGAACCUCUUUUGGAAAACCUGACUAGCGAGUAUGACUUGGACCUUUUCCGAAGAGCACAAGCCCGGGCUUCAGAGGAUCUGGAGAAGUUAAGGCUGCAAGGCCAAAUCACAGAGGGGAGCAACAUGAUUAAAACAAUUGCUUUUGGUCGCUAUGAGCUUGAUACGUGGUACCAUUCUCCCUAUCCUGAGGAAUAUGCACGACUGGGACGUCUUUACAUGUGUGAAUUCUGUUUAAAAUACAUGAAGAGCCAAACAAUACUCCGCCGACACAUGGCUAAGUGUGUGUGGAAACACCCACCCGGAGAUGAGAUAUAUCGCAAAGGUUCAAUCUCUGUGUUUGAAGUGGAUGGCAAGAAAAACAAGAUCUACUGCCAAAACCUGUGCCUGUUGGCCAAGCUUUUUCUGGACCACAAGACAUUAUAUUAUGAUGUGGAACCCUUCCUGUUCUAUGUUAUGACAGAAGCAGACAACACUGGUUGUCACCUGAUUGGAUAUUUUUCCAAGGAAAAGAAUUCAUUCCUCAACUACAAUGUAUCCUGUAUCCUUACCAUGCCUCAGUACAUGAGACAGGGCUAUGGCAAGAUGCUUAUUGAUUUCAGUUAUUUGCUUUCCAAAGUGGAAGAAAAAGUUGGCUCCCCAGAGCGUCCACUCUCAGAUCUGGGGCUCAUAAGCUACCGCAGUUACUGGAAAGAAGUGCUUCUUCGUUACCUGCAUAAUUUCCAAGGCAAAGAGAUUUCUAUCAAAGAAAUUAGCCAGGAGACAGCUGUGAAUCCUGUGGACAUUGUCAGCACUCUGCAAGCCCUUCAGAUGCUCAAAUAUUGGAAAGGAAAACACCUAGUUUUGAAGAGACAGGACCUGAUUGAUGAGUGGAUAGCCAAAGAGGCCAAAAGAUCCAACUCCAAUAAAACCAUGGAUCCAAGCUGUUUAAAAUGGACCCCUCCCAAGGGCACUUAAAGUGACCGGUUACUCCGAGCCAGCGAACCCCAGCAGUAGGAAUCCGUACCCUAGGGAUCUGUCUGUCAUUUCUGUUGCUCUUGUGAUUGGCAAGUACAGUAUCCUUUGGGAAGGCCAUCCCCCUCAGGACUGUCCUGGCUCCGACCUUCGUGUACACUGCAGACGCUGGUUCUGAGGAACUGUUGUUUCGGCCUCAGUGAGGUUGCCUGGAUGGGAUCUGUAUUAGACUUGAGUGCAGAUCCCUCGUAGCACUGACCCAAGGUGUUCUGUUUUGGUACUGUACCUGUCCAGUCACUGGUUCUCUCCUCUGGCCCCAUGAGGUUGUGUCGUGUCUUCUAAACUUUGUAAUAGUGCUUCUUCUUGCCGCCCAGUCACCAGACCACCAACUACGGUUACUGCCACCAGGACAUUCCCAGUUACUCCUUACCUGUGUUCUUGGAGGGGCAGGGAAGAGGUAACACUUCUGAGUGUGUGUGUGUGCUGGGAGGGGUCCCUUCCCUUUGGAUUUCAUCUCACUUUAAGUUUUUUCCUCCAUUUUAACUGAAAGACCUGUUUUUGAUCAGUAUCAGGCUGACCAGAGCCAAAUACUUUUUUUUUUUUUUUUUUUUUUUUUUUUUGCGGUACGCGGGCCUCUCACUGUUGUGGCCUCUCCCGUUGCGGAG